Messenger RNA from Orycteropus afer afer, 3312 nucleotides. It is a transcript of the gene UBE4A, whose product is annotated as ubiquitination factor E4A. Gene Ontology annotation, cellular component: cytoplasm; ubiquitin ligase complex; nucleus. Gene Ontology annotation, biological process: protein polyubiquitination. Lineage: Eukaryota; Metazoa; Chordata; Mammalia; Tubulidentata; Orycteropodidae. The record is from RefSeq and is a predicted model, not a curated record. Gene Ontology annotation, molecular function: ubiquitin-ubiquitin ligase activity.
GAGUCGGAAGCUGGGCCUCUUCGGUCACUGAGAAUCUCUAGGACUGUCCCUGCUGGCUGUUCAGGCUCUGCCCCUCCCCCUAGGUCUGCAUGGAGAAUACUUUAAAGUGAAAUGACAGACCAAGAGAAUAACAACAACAUCUCAAGUAACCCCUUUGCUGCUCUUUUUGGCUCCCUGGCUGAUGCCAAGCAGUUUGCCGCAAUCCAAAAAGAGCAGCUGAAGCAGCAAUCUGAUGAACCCCCAGCUAGCCCAGAUGACUCAGAUAAUAGUGUGUCAGAAAGCCUGGAUGAAUUUGACUACUCUGUGGCUGAGAUUAGCCGCUCAUUCCGUUCACAGCAGGAAAUAUGUGAGCAACUCAACAUCAAUCACAUGAUCCAAAGGAUCUUCCUCAUUACUCUGGACAACAGUGACCCAAGCUUGAAAAGUGGGAAUGGCAUCCCCAGCCGUUGUGUAUAUUUGGAAGAAAUGGCAGUAGACCUGGAUGAUCAAGACUGGCUUGAUAUGAACAACAUCGAGCAGGCCCUCUUCUCUCGCUUACUACUGCAAGAUCCAGGCAACCACUUGAUUAACAUGACUUCUUCUACAACGUUGAAUCUCUCUGCUGAUAGAGAUGCAGGGGAGAGGCACAUUUUUCGUUACCUUUAUUCCUGCUUCCAAAGAGCCAAGGAGGAGAUAACCAAAGUGCCAGAGAAUCUGCUACCUUUUGCAGUACAGUGCAGGAACCUCACUGUGUCUAAUACCCGAACAGUUCUCCUCACCCCAGAGAUCUAUGUUGACCAAAACAUCCAUGAACAACUGGUAGAUUUGCUGUUAGAAGCCAUCCAAGGAGCCCAUUUUGAAGAUGUUACUGAAUUUCUGGAAGAGGUCAUUGAAGCCUUGACAAUGGAUGAAGAAGUUCGAACUUUUCCAGAAGUCAUGAUCCCUGUGUUUGAUAUUUUAUUGGGCCGAGUAAAAGAUCUAGAACUCUGUCAGAUCCUACUGUAUGCAUAUCUGGAUAUUCUUCUCUAUUUCACUAGGCAAAAAGAUAUGGCAAAGGUUUUUGUAGAAUACAUUCAGCCCAAGGACCCUAGCAAUGGGCAUAUGUACCAGAAGACCUUGCUGGGAGUAAUUCUGAGUAUCUCCUGCUUGUUAAAGACUCCGGGUGUGGUAGAAAAUCAUGGCUAUUUCCUGAAUCCAUCUCGUUCCAGUCCCCAGGAGAUCAAAGUACAGGAGGCCAACAUCCAUCAGUUCAUGGCUCAGUUCCAUGAAAAGAUCUACCAGAUGCUGAAGAACUUACUCCAGCUCUCUCCAGAAACCAAACACUGUAUCUUGUCCUGGCUUGGAAACUGUUUGCAUGCAAAUGCAGGCCGCACCAAGAUUUGGGCCAAUCAGAUGCCAGAAAUCUUCUUGCAAAUGUAUGCCUCGGAUGCCUUCUUUCUGAAUCUGGGUGCUGCUCUUCUGAAGCUGUGCCAGCCAUUUUGCAAACCCAGAUCCUCUCGGCUCCUCACCUUUAAUCCCACUUACUGUGUCCUGAAGGAGUUGAAUGAUGAAGAACGAAAAAUAAAAAAUGUACACAUGAGAGGUUUGGACAAAGAAACUUGCUUGAUCCCAGCUGUGCAAGAGCCAGAGUUUCCCCAGAACUACAACCUUGUAACGGAGAACCUUGUGCUGACAGAGUACACCUUGUACUUGGGAUUUCACAGGUUGCAUGAUCAGAUGGUAAAAAUCAACCAAAAUCUGCAUCGGCUGCAGGUUGCCUGGCGAGAUGCUCAACAAAGUUCUAGCCCUGCUGCUGACAACCUUCGUGAGCAGUUUGAACGACUGAUGACCAUUUAUCUUUCUACUAAGACUGCCAUGACUGAGCCUCAGAUGUUACAAAACUGCCUGAACUUGCAGGUGUCCAUGGCUGUUCUUCUGGUCCAGCUGGCCAUAGGCAAUGAGGGCUCACAGCCAAUAGAGCUAACUUUUCCUUUGCCAGAUGGCUACAGCUCUUUGGCUUAUGUGCCAGAAUUUUUUGCAGAUAACCUGGGUGAUUUUCUCAUUUUUCUCCGCCGCUUUGCCGAUGACAUCUUGGAGACAUCAGCAGAUUCCCUGGAGCAUGUCCUUCACUUUAUCACCAUUUUCACUGGAAGCAUAGAAAGAAUGAAGAAUCCCCAUCUAAGGGCCAAACUUGCUGAGGUGUUAGAAGCAGUGAUGCCCCACUUGGAUCAGACCCCAAAUCCGUUGGUGUCCAGUGUAUUCCACCGGAAACGUGUGUUCUGCAACUUUCCACAUGCACCCCAACUUGCAGAAGCUCUGAUUAAGGUCUUUGUGGACAUUGAGUUUACAGGAGACCCUCAUCAAUUUGAACAGAAGUUUAAUUAUCGCCGUCCCAUGUAUCCCAUCCUAAGAUAUAUGUGGGGAACAGAGACCUAUCGGGAGAGCAUAAAGGAUCUGGCUGACUAUGCUUCUAAGAAUUUAGAAGCCAUGAAUCCCCCACUUUUCCUCCGCUUUCUUAACCUGCUAAUGAAUGAUGCCAUCUUCCUUUUGGAUGAAGCCAUACAGUAUUUGAGCAAGAUAAAGAUUCAACAGAUUGAGAAGGACCGAGGUGAAUGGGAUAGCCUGACGCCUGAAGCUCGCCGAGAGAAGGAAGCUGGCUUACAGAUGUUUGGACAGCUGGCACGUUUCCAUAACAUCAUGUCCAAUGAAACAAUCGGUACACUUGCCUUUCUGACAUCAGAGAUCAAGUCACUCUUUGUGCACCCCUUCCUGGCUGAGCGCAUCAUCUCCAUGCUGAACUACUUCCUACAGCACCUGGUUGGCCCCAAGAUGGGGGCCUUAAAAGUCAAGGACUUCAGUGAAUUUGACUUCAAACCCCAGCAACUUGUUUCAGAUAUAUGCACAAUCUACUUAAAUCUUGGGGAUGAGGAGAAUUUCUGUGCCACUGUGCCCAAAGAUGGACGGUCCUAUUCCCCAACUCUCUUUGCACAGACGGUCCGAGUCCUGAAGAAGAUAAAUAAGCCUGGAAAUAUGAUCGUGGCUUUCAGCAAUUUGGCAGAGAAAAUUAAGUCUCUUGCAGACCUCCAACAACAGGAAGAGGAGACAUAUGCAGAUGCCUGUGAUGAAUUCCUUGAUCCCAUCAUGAGCACACUGAUGUCUGACCCUGUGGUGCUGCCAUCUUCCAGAGUCACAGUGGAUAGGUCCACCAUUGCCAGACAUUUGCUCAGUGACCAAACAGAUCCCUUUAACCGUAGUCCCCUCACCAUGGACCAGAUCCGGCCAAACACAGAACUAAAGGAAAAAAUCCAACGAUGGCUUGCAGAGAGGAAACAACAAAAGGAGCAACUUGAAUAA